AUGCGUCUCUACACGGUCGCUCUGAGUUGCUUCGCCGGUCUGGGUUCGUUCUUAUUCGGUUACGACACUGGUAUCAUUACGACCAGUAUUGCCCAUACUAGCUUCAAGGAUUACAUGCACCACCCCAACGCAGCAUGGACAGGCGCUAUUGUAGCCACCUACAUUGCAGGUGAAGCCGUCGGUGCACUCACUCAGUCGGCGAUUGGCGACAAGCUUGGUCGCAAGCGCUUCAUGGCGUUGAUGUGUCUCGUUGUGACUCUUGGUACCGUCAUCCAAACUGCCGCUCAAAACUUUGGCAUGUUCCUCGCUGGCCGUAUCUUCACCGGUAUCGCUGUCGGUGCCCUUGUUGGCACUGUUCCCACGUACAAUGUCGAGAUUUCUCCUCCCGAGAUUCGUGGCUUCAUUGGUGGCAUGUCGGGUCUGAUGAUUGCCGCGGGCACUUUCGCUGCAAACUGGGUCGGAUACCUCUGCGGCUAUCCGUCAUACGGUCAAUUCCAAUGGCGCUUCCCUUUGGCUCUACAGAUUCCACCCGGCGUUAUCCUCCUCAUCGGCCUCUUCACCUUCCUCCCUGAAUCGCCUCGCUGGCUCAUCCGCAACGGCCAGGACGAACUCGCAUACCGGAUGUUCGCUAAGAUCAUGGGUUCAGCCUCACCCGAGACCCGCCACGAGUUUGAAGACAUGCGCGAGCAAGUCCUGUACGAGCAGCGUCAUGAGGUCAAGACUCUCGGGGAGGCGUGGGCACGCUACCGGAAACGCGUCUUCGUUUCCAUUGUUGUUCAGGCAAUGACUUCGCUGACGGGCGUGAAUGUCAUCGCGUACUAUCAAACGACGCUAUAUCAGGCGUUUGGCAUCAAGGGACAGACCAUUCUGCUUAUGUCCGCCAUCUAUGGUACUGUGGGCUUCAUCGCGAACGGGAUUUCCAUCCGCUUUGUCGACAAGGUUGGACGCGUCACCAUGCUCAAGAUUGCGCUUCCCGCCAUUGUCGGCAUCCUCAUCUACUCGGCCGUCAUGGGGCACUUCUUCAACGUCGGCGACAACAAAGUCGGAAAGGGCUUCUCCAUCCUCGGGCUUUACCUCUACACGUUCACCUACUAUCUUGGCGUCAACUCAACGACGUGGCUCUACGGCGUGGAGGUCCUGCCCGUUUCCCUUCGCAGUACCGUCAUGGGCUGGGCAGCAGCAACACACUUCAUCUUCAAUAUCGGUGUCACCGAAGCAGGUCCGACUGCGUUCGCGAACAUCAAAGAAAACUACUACUACGUCUUCGCUGCCACUACGACCAUCUUCGCACUCUUCGUGUACCUGUACUUCCCCGAGACGAAGGGUCGCAGCCUCGAAGCCAUUGCAGAGUCCUUCGGCGACAAAGUCGUUACUGCAGAUGAGAUCAAGUCGGAGGCGCCUGACGACAUCAAGAAGAUUCAGGACGAGCAGAUCGAGGUAGUACCCACGGUCUAA
Messenger RNA from Peniophora sp. CBMAI 1063, 1455 nucleotides. Lineage: Eukaryota; Fungi; Basidiomycota; Agaricomycetes; Russulales; Peniophoraceae. The record is from the annotation of a GenBank genome assembly.